Messenger RNA from Zonotrichia leucophrys gambelii, 3615 nucleotides. RefSeq names its product Meis homeobox 2 (gene MEIS2). The record is from RefSeq and is a predicted model, not a curated record. Gene Ontology annotation, biological process: eye development; positive regulation of transcription by RNA polymerase II; animal organ morphogenesis. Gene Ontology annotation, molecular function: RNA polymerase II cis-regulatory region sequence-specific DNA binding; DNA-binding transcription activator activity, RNA polymerase II-specific. The transcript has 13 exons. Bases 927 to 2132 code for a protein of 401 amino acids. NCBI's taxonomy places the organism in Eukaryota, Metazoa, Chordata, Aves, Passeriformes, Passerellidae.
GCCGCUCCCCGCCGCCGCCGCUCCCCGCCGCCGCUCCCCGCCGCCGCCGCCGCCGCGCUGCAGGACUGGCUAUGGCCACCACUACUUCCGGGUUCCGUCACUUCAUUCUCCCGCCGAUCAGCGCCGCAAAACUGAGCCUCUUCUAUAAGGCAGCCGGCAGCCAACCUGCCAACACUUACUGACACUCACUCAUCCCAGGGAGUGAGGGAGAGAGGGAGACAAAAUACCUGCCGGGAGGAAAAAAAAAAAAAAAAAAAGGAGAGAGGGGGAAGUCCGGGCUUUGCAAACUAUUCAAUUUUUCUUCGCAUCUUUCCCCACCCCCCUUCACAAGUACUUUGAAAAAAACAAAACAAAACCAAAACCAACAACCCUAUAAGCGAUCCUAAAAGGCAAAACCCGAGCACGGAGUUACUGGAAGAAGAAACCGGGGUUAAAAAGAUUCCUCCUCUCUUCUUCAUCAUCAUCAACCAUCAUUCAUUCACUACCUUGACAUUCCCUGGCUUUGAUUGACAGCUGGAGUGGCAAAAAGCCAUGAGACACGACAGUUUGGUUACAUGUGGGUUGCUGACGGGCCGAUCGUAACCUUCAGUUUGGGGGCUUGACAAUUUUUUUUUUUUUUUUUUUUUUUUUUUUUGCGUAGAGAAAGAAAAAAGGAAAAAGAGAGACAGAAAAAGGAAAGAGAAAGAGACAGAAAAAAAGAAGAAAACACAGAAACUCAUCGUGGUUCUUGACUGUUUUUUAUAUAUUGUUGUUGUUAUUGUUGUUGUUAUUACUAUUAUUUACCCAUAUUGGAGGAUAGGAGAAGUCUAUAAGUGGGUUGCAAAAAAAAAAAAAAAAAGGAAUCUUCUUCACUCUAAAUCACUUUCUUUGCUGGACUGGGAUAUUAAAUAUACGACACAUCCAGGAGUUUAUUGGAGCGCAGACUGAUGGCGCAAAGGUACGAUGAGCUGCCCCACUACGGCGGGAUGGACGGAGUAGGGGUGCCGGCGUCCAUGUACGGGGACCCCCACGCCCCCCGGCCGAUCCCCCCGGUGCACCACCUCAACCAUGGGCCGCCGCUCCACGCCGGACAGCACUACGGCGCCCACGCCCCGCACCCCAAUGUCAUGCCGGCCAGCAUGGGCUCCGCUGUCAACGACGCGCUGAAACGGGACAAGGAUGCGAUCUACGGGCACCCGUUGUUCCCCCUCUUAGCUCUGGUCUUUGAGAAGUGCGAGCUGGCGACCUGCACGCCCCGGGAGCCCGGCGUGGCCGGCGGGGACGUCUGCUCCUCCGACUCCUUCAACGAGGACAUCGCCGUCUUCGCUAAACAGGUCCGCGCCGAAAAGCCACUUUUUUCUUCAAAUCCAGAGUUGGACAAUUUGAUGAUCCAAGCAAUACAAGUACUAAGGUUUCAUCUUCUGGAAUUAGAAAAGGUUCAUGAAUUGUGUGAUAAUUUCUGCCAUCGGUACAUUAGUUGUUUGAAAGGAAAAAUGCCAAUAGACCUCGUUAUUGAUGAAAGGGAUGGCAGCUCCAAAUCAGACCAUGAAGAACUCUCAGGAUCUUCCACAAAUUUAGCCGACCAUAAUCCUUCAUCUUGGAGAGACCACGAUGAUGCAACCUCAACGCACUCGGCAGGCACACCAGGGCCCUCCAGCGGGGGCCACGCUUCCCAGAGUGGAGACAACAGCAGCGAGCAAGGUGAUGGUUUAGACAACAGUGUAGCCUCACCUGGUACAGGAGACGAUGAUGACCCAGACAAGGACAAAAAGCGUCAGAAGAAAAGAGGCAUUUUCCCCAAAGUAGCAACAAAUAUCAUGAGAGCGUGGCUUUUCCAGCAUCUCACACAUCCAUAUCCUUCAGAGGAGCAGAAGAAACAGUUAGCCCAAGACACGGGACUUACAAUUCUACAAGUAAACAACUGGUUUAUUAAUGCCAGAAGAAGAAUAGUACAGCCUAUGAUUGACCAGUCAAAUCGAGCAGGUUUUCUUCUUGAUCCUUCAGUGAGCCAAGGAGCAGCAUAUAGUCCAGAGGGUCAGCCGAUGGGAAGCUUUGUGUUGGAUGGUCAGCAGCACAUGGGAAUCCGGCCUGCAGGACCUAUGAGUGGAAUGGGCAUGAAUAUGGGCAUGGAUGGGCAAUGGCACUACAUGUAACCUUCAUCUUGUAAACCAGUCGCAAAGCAAGGGGGAAGUUUGCAAGGCAUGCCAGGGGACUACGUAUCUCAGGGUGGUCCUAUGGGUAUGAGUAUGGCACAGCCAAGUUACACUCCUCCCCAGAUGACCCCACACCCAACUCAAUUAAGACAUGGACACCCAAUCCAUUCAUAUUUGCCAAUUCACCCCCACCACCCAGCCAUGAUGAUGCACGGAGGACCCCCUACCGACCCUGGAAUGACCAUGUCAGCACAGAGCCCCACAGUGUUAAAUUCUGUAGACCCCACUGUUGGUGGACAGGUUAUGGACAUUCAUGCCCUAUAGAAUAAGGGAACUCAAGGGAAAAACAAAACAAAAACAAACAGAAACUAUUUUAAGACUUUUGAACUUUGACCAGAUGUUGACACUUAAUACGAAAUUCCAGACAGCUGUGAUUAUUUUUUACUUUUUGUCAUUUUUCAUCAACAACAGAGGACCAAUGAAACAAGAACACAAAUGUGAAAUCAUGGGCUCACUGAAAUGAACAUGUCCAUGUACAGAUCCUCUGGAAAAAAAAAAGACUCCAAGAGUUAUAACUACUGUAGUAUAAACAUAGGAACUAAGUUAACUUGUACAUUUCUGUUGAUCACUCCGUUACGUUGCCUCAAAUAGUUUUAGAAGAAAAAAAAAUCCUUGUUUUCCACACUAUGUGUGUUGUUCCCAAAAGAAUGACUGUUUUGGUUCAGCAGUGAAGUCACUAUCCAUGAAAGACCUGUUUUGGCCAGUGAGAAAAGAACUACCCUGGAGAUGAAGAUGAAAAGUCUUGCUGGGUCUCUCAUCACUCAGAAGACUGUUCCAAGAAGGCCUUGCCAUUCCCUCAUUUUGUUCCUUCAUAAAAUGUGUCCUUUAGUUUCAAACAGAUCUUUAUAGUUUGUGCUUCAUUAAGUCUCUCCCCAUUCCUCCCAAUCUAUUUUUUUUUUUUUUGGACUCUUCUUCAAAGAGCUUGCAGGUGAAGAUUUAAAAGACAGAACAGACAGAGCAGAAGCUUCUUCCAGUAGUUCUGAGCCUUGGCUUUGGACAAAACAAAACUAAAAGUUGGGCAGCUUUCCUCAAUGAAAGAAGUUACUAACGGUCUUUGCACCAAACCUAGGACUUUAUCAUGAACUCAAAGCUUGGGAAAAAAAAGCAAGAGAAUACUGUAACAAACUUCGUACAGAGUUCAGUCUAUUAAUUGUUUCAUGUUAGAUAUUCUAUGUGUUUACCUCAAUUGAAAAAAAAAAGAGAAUGUUUUUGCUAGUAUCAGAUCUGCUGUGGAAUUGGUAUUGUAUGUCCAUGAAUUCUUCCUUUCUCAGCACGUGUUCCUCACUAGAAGAAAAUGCUGUUACCUUUAAGCUUUGUCAAAAUUUACAUUAAAAUACUUGUAUGAGGACUGUGACGUUAUGUUUUAAAAAGGAAAAAAAAGGUGUUAAGUCACAAAAUGCGGUAAUAAAUAUUUCAUUUUUGA